AUGCUUCCCCCGUUCGACUACUUCGAGUAUCGUAGUGCUCGCAACUUCAAGCGCAACCAAAGAUCCCAACGCUUUGCUUCUCUACCAUCCGUCUACCAUGCUCCGUUCUCAGCGUUCGACCAGUCGGUGAUCGAUAAGCCGAUCGAAGAGCUCGUCCAAGAUGUCCACAAAGGUGCCCUCGCUCCCGUUGACGUGCUGCGUACCUACGGGAAGAUCGCCAUCAAGGCACAGGAACGAUGCAAUUGCAUAACGGAAUUGUUGAUUCCACAGGCUGAGGAAUGGGCAAAGUCGGGUAUCAAUAUCCAGGGACCCUUGGCUGGUAUCCCCGUCUCGUUGAAGGAUUCCAUUCAGGUUGGUGGUUUCGAUACCUCGGUAGGAUACACGAGAUAUACUCGCCAGCCGGCCGCAAAGGACGGUGCCCUUGUUAGACUGUUGAAGGACGCAGGUGCUAUUCCAUAUGCUAAAACUGCUCUACCGAUUACAUUGCUCUCCUUCGAGUCGACUAAUGACCUCUGGGGUGUUUGCCGUAACCCCCACUCCCCAGACUACACCCCCGGAGGCUCCUCUGGAGGUGAAGCUUCCCUCUUGGCCAUGGGUGGCCGUAUCGGUGUUGGUUCUGAUGUUGCUGGUUCCGUCCGUCUUCCAGCUGCAUGGAGUGGCUGUUACUCCAUCCGCUGCAGUACGGGACGAUGGCCAAAGGCUGGUGUCAGCACCAGUAUGGCCGGACAAGAAGGCGUUCCCAGUGUUUUCAGCCCUAUGGCAAGAACACUCAACGAUCUGACCUACUUUGCUCGUUCUAUCAUCGGAAUGGAGCCAUGGAAGUAUGACACCACCGUCCACCCCAUUAGCUGGAGAAGCAAGGAGGAAGAAGAGGCCAAGACGAAGAAGCUCCGAAUUGGUGUUAUGAGGUCUGACGGCGUCGUUCCCCCAACUCCUGCAAUUGCCCGUGGCCUGAACACAGCCAUUGCCGCUUUGACGGCUGCUGGACACACUUUAGUCGAAGUUAAGGAGCCACCAACUGCUACCUCGCUAAUGGGUCUCAACCUUGCUUCUCUUCUACUCAAUGCUGAUGGUUGUGAGACCUUCAACUCCCACCUACAAACCGGUGAAUCCUCUGAUCCUGGUGCGGUUCACCUAACCACCUUCUCCUGGUUCUCCUGGCCAUUCCGCUACGCCUACUACCUAUUCGUCCGCUACAUCAAGCGUGAUGCAACCUGGGCCUACCUCCUCCGUGAUUUUGGCCUCAAGACCGCCACCGAACAAUGGAAACUUGUCGCCCAACGUGAAACAUUCCGCGCCACAUGGCACGACUGGUGGAACGCCAAGGAACAAAACUUCGACUUCAUUCUCUGCCCUGUUAACGCCACUCCUGCUCUACCACACGGUGCUAUGACUGAUGCUAUCAGCUCUUGCGGUUACACUUUCUUCUGGAACAUGCUCGACUACUCUGCUGGUGUUAUUCCAGUGGGCCACGUGGAUUCUAAGAAGGAUGCUCUUGUCGGCCCUGAUGGAAAGAAGGGUAAGAAUGUGUAUAAGCGUGUCUUGAAGAACUUGGGUGUCGACAGUGCUGUUUCUCGAGGUGCUUGGAAAUACUACGAUGCUGAUGCUAUGCACGGCCUACCCACUGCUAUCCAGGUUGUUGGACGAAGAUGGCAUGAGGAGAAGGUCAUCGGAUGCAUGCAUGCCGUCGAGAAGGCAUUGGAAGAGUACAAGGGCCCUGGCGGAGAGGGUGGAAAGUACCAGCUUAUGCAGAUUGACUAA
Messenger RNA from Arthroderma uncinatum, 1761 nucleotides. Its product is annotated as acetamidase. Bases 1 to 1761 code for a protein of 586 amino acids. NCBI's taxonomy places the organism in Eukaryota, Fungi, Ascomycota, Eurotiomycetes, Onygenales, Arthrodermataceae. The transcript is spliced from 4 exons. The record is from RefSeq and is a predicted model, not a curated record.